AUGAAGCCGGCGGUGCUGGAAGUAAUGAGGAUGAACCGGGUGUGCAGGAUGGUCCUGGUCACUUCCGUGGGCUCCUUCAUCCUCGUCAUCUUCUAUUUCCAAAGUAUGUUGCACCCAGUAAUGCGUAGAAAUCCGUUUGGGAUGGACAUUUGCUGUCGGAAAGGAUCCAGGAGCCCACUCCAGGAACUGUAUAAUCCCACCCAGGUGAGUUUAUCCAACACAGCAAUUCUUCAUCAGAUCAGACGAGACCAAGUGACAGACACGUGCCGGGCAAAGAGCGUGUCCAGCAGGAAGCGCCGUGUGCUGACACCCAAUGAUCUCAAGCACCUGGUCGUGGAUGAGGAUCAUGAAAUGAUCUAUUGCUAUGUUCCCAAAGUGGCCUGCACAAACUGGAAGAGAGUCAUGAUGGUUCUGACGGGAAGAGGGAAGUACAGCGAUCCGAUGGAAAUCCCGGCCAACGAAGCCCAUGUGUCUUCAAACCUGAAGACCCUCAACCAGUACAGCAUCCCAGAGAUCAACCACCGCUUGAAAAACUACAUGAAGUUCCUCUUUGUUCGCGAGCCUUUUGAAAGACUGGUGUCAGCCUACAGGAACAAGUUCACCCAGAAGUACAACACUUCCUUCCACAAGCGAUACGGCACCAAAAUCGUGAGGCGCCAGAGGAAAAACGCAACCCAGGAGGCUCUGCGGAAAGGUGAUGACGUGAAAUUUGAAGAGUUCGUGGCAUAUCUCAUCGACCCACACACCCAAAGAGAAGAGCCCUUCAACGAGCACUGGCAGACUGUGUACUCCCUCUGCCACCCUUGCCACAUCCACUACGACCUCAUAGGAAAGUACGAAACGCUCGAAGACGAUUCGAAUUACGUUCUCCAGCUGGCAGGAGUAGGCAACUACCUGAAAUUUCCCACCUAUGCAAAGUCUACGAGAACUACUGAUGAAAUGACCACAGAGUUCUUCCAGAAUAUCAGCUCCUUGCACCAAACGCAGCUGUAUGAAGUCUACAAACUUGAUUUUUUAAUGUUUAAUUACUCAGUGCCAAGCUACCUGAAAUUGGAAUGAGGGAUGGGUUGGGGGGAAAGAGGGGAGAGAAGGCCUGUUUUAUUUAAGAUUUUUAUUUGUCAUAAUAAAUAUGGAGAAUGGGUUAUUUUGUAAAUUAAUAUUUUCUUUUUUUGAAUGAUGCUGCGAGCAGCACAGUCAAAAUUAUUUAAAUCAACUGUAAGAAGGGACAGCUCUCUUUGCAGGGUAACGGGAUUGUGAUGAUCUAGUUGUAGAAAUUAAUAAUACUGCUACACUGUUUAAACAAAUGUUAAUUGUGUUCUGGUGAAUUUCAUUGAUCUUUCAUUCCUCCAGUUCUAAUUAAUGUUAUUUAUACUUAUUUAAAACAUUGUCUCUUGGUAGGUUUCACUUCAGCAGCAGAGAUAGGCUAACAUAUGGACAAAAGGAGUCUGGUUUUUAGUUUUCCUCAAUUUCCAGCUUGCUCUGGGUAAUAAUAUUCUUCCAUUAGGCAUUGAUGCAGGUAAAUAUGGGAAUGGUUCUGGAACCACAAGCUUUGAGAAGAUCGGUGAAAAUAAGUUCUUUAGAAAGUGAUGUUGUGCUCCAUACUAGUACAAAAUCUGUCUUUCUAGGC
Molecule: messenger RNA, 1627 nt
Organism: Onychostruthus taczanowskii (white-rumped snowfinch)
Lineage: Eukaryota; Metazoa; Chordata; Aves; Passeriformes; Passeridae
Gene: CHST11
Product: carbohydrate sulfotransferase 11
Exons: 3
Coding region: 1-1059 (352 amino acids)
Biological process (GO): proteoglycan biosynthetic process; carbohydrate biosynthetic process
Cellular component (GO): membrane
Molecular function (GO): sulfotransferase activity
Source: RefSeq, a predicted model, not a curated record